GACAAUGCCUGAGUUCAUGUUAAAAUGUAUUUUCAUGAUCGGUAUACAUAAGUACAUACAUAUGUGUAUAUCAAUAUAUACAUAUGUAUGUUUAAACAAAUGUACAUCCUUUUUCAUAUGACGAUAUGUGUGUACAAGCAUCAUAUUUGAAGUAUGAUUAGCGCUAUAUUAUAAUCUUAUCAAGCAAACAUACAUUUGUAUGAUUAUAAACUUGUACCGACAUUUAAAACUGCUACUCCCACUUCUCGAACACAACUAAAACUGCAGCUACAGCGCGAACAGCAUCAACAGCAACAAAUGAUGAUACAACAACAGGCACUAGACACUGCUCUGGACCCAAAAAUGCACCUAUUGUAUGGCAGUGGGCAGGGGCCCAUGGAAUCAGAAUUCAUUGACAGCGGUAGUACCAGUGCUUGUGGCAGCGGGUCAUCCAGUUUAGAACAAAUGUCCCAGUUAGUGCAAAUGGACAAUUUAAUUGACUCGUCAAGCGCAGUUAAGCUUAAAGUUCCUCUUCAAAGUAUCGGAGUAGAUGUGCCGCCACAAGUGCUGCAGGUCAGUACAGUGCUGGAAAACCCCACCAGGUAUCAUGUUAUACAAAAGCAAAAGAAUCAAGUAAGGCAAUAUCUCAGCGAAUCCUUUAAGCCGUCUAUGUGGGGCUGUCAUACCAGCGAAAUAAAAUUAGCAAAUAAUUCUGCGCCAACGGGAAAUCUUCAGAGUUCAUCUUUAGAGAAAAGUAUUUGCGAUCCUUUGGAGCGUACAAAUGGAUUUGUAUGCGAUACGGCUGUGAGUGCUAAAAGAAUUAUGCCUUCCGAUGACGCAAUGCCCAUUUCCCCAUUUGGUGGUAGUUUCGUAAGAUGUGAUGACAUAAAUCCAAAUGAGUCAACUAUAUUGCGACGAAGCAAUCAAGGUUCUGGAGAACCAGAAAAUGCCCAUAAAAACACCCAGUUGGGUUUGGUUAAAGCUAAUUCAAGCCUAAGUUCAACGCGUUCUUCUUCAGGGAUUGUUAAUUCAAUUAGAAUUUCCAGUACAGCAAGUUCAUUACAAUCUACUUCAGCACCUAUUUCCCCGAGUUUAAGCUCGGUUGCAACGAGUGUCUCUGAGCUACCAUCAUUCGAUAGCGAUGCAGAUGACAUCUUCGAUGAUAUAUUGCAAAAUGACUCUUUUAACUUUGAUAAAAACUUCAACUCUGAGCUUUCAAUUAAACAGGAACCUCAAAAUUUAACUGAUGCUGAAAUGAAUGCCUUAGCCAAGGACAGACAAAAGAAAGACAACCAUAAUAUGAUUGAGCGAAGGCGCCGCUUUAAUAUAAACGACAGAAUAAAAGAGCUCGGUACUCUUUUGCCAAAGGGCAGUGAUGCCUUUUACGAAGUGGUUCGAGAUAUCCGUCCAAACAAGGGAACAAUAUUGAAGUCGUCUGUUGACUACAUAAAAUGCUUGAAACAUGAGGUGACUCGGUUAAGACAAAAUGAGUUACGUCAACGUCAAGUGGAGUUGCAAAACCGAAAGCUCAUUUCUCGAAUAAAAGAAUUGGAAAUGCAGGCCAAGUCCCAUGGAAUUUCUUUAGCAGACUACCACUUAACAUCAGUAUCAGCGCCUACUCAACCUAACACUUAUCUUACAAGUUUUAGUCUAUCGCCUUCUGUUUCUCGAAGUCGUCGAUCACUUUUUGAUAUACCUGUUGAAAAAAAAAUACAAGUUAUUAAUGGUACCGACGUAAAUAUGGGAAUGAAUCAGAUCGAUGAGUUUAUGGAAGAUUGCAAGUAUGCAGUGCAAGGCGGCGACCCGAUGUUGUCAUCGCAUAGUCACAUGCAAUCCGCACCACAAUCACCGAGCUCAAAACAUUUGAAUUGUGCAAGUUUUGAACCAAAGAAUUUUUCGGAAGCUGAUGAAAGCCUUUUUAUAGGCAAAUCAAGUUUAGCAUCAGAUGACUGUUGCGGUACUUCGUGCUAUAUUCAACGCCAAUUGCCUACACGUGAGGGCCAUCCAAAUCAUUCUCACCAAACGCGUAUACGAGAAAUUCAUAGUUUGUCCCAUUCAGCUGAAAACUCAGAGUUUACUAGGCUUGAGCAUUGCGAUGAUCCACUUCUCUCAUCUCCCCAUAGGUCACUUGGUACAUUAGACGAAGAUAAACAAAAUUCAGUUGAUAUGUCUGCAGUCAUGGCAAACGAUUCCCUUUCCUCUUUGGUAGAUGACAACAACAGCGAAACCAUGAUUCUUACAUCUGACACGUUGGAUAUAGAGUUGUAGAUUAUCAAAUUUUAAAAAUUCUGUAUAAUUUCUCUGAGGAAUUAAGUUAAAUUCUACAAGGUUUAAAAGGUCCUAUCAAAUGUUUUAUAGUUAAAAACUGUGAAGAGUCCCUGCGUCAUACUCAGUGAACUUAUAAAUAAGAUGCGCUAUUACACAUAUGGGUAGACCACUUUUUUAAUUCAUUUAAUCAGUAAACAUGUAAAAACGUCUUAAUGCUUCCUAUAAACGGUAUAACCAAGCAUUAUGUUUAAUUUGUUACGUAAGUUUUAGCAGGGGACUGUUGGACUGUGAGUAAACAAAUAUGUAUAUAUCAACACUUAAUUCCAAGAAGUACAUAGGCACAAAAAAAUAUAGAGAAGUGAAAAAUAGGUUAUAAAGUUUUUAAAUAAUCGGGGAUGUUUUCGUAAGAUUUUUGAUUUUCAGCUCAAAAGUAUUUUAAAAUAUUUGACAGAAAAACCCGAAAUAUUGUGAGAGUUUUUAAGAGACCUAUUAUAGAUCCAAUAUUUUAUUUAAAGUUGCGUUUGUAAAAUCUUUAUCGAGCGGUAUAAUUUCGGAGCGUCUUCCUUUUCUAUUAAGGAGUUGUGAUAAUUGUUGUAUUAACAUGGACAAAUGUUUUAUGUAUAAACUAAGAAAAGAUUCCUAAACUAUUGAAUAUUGAAUUUUGUUUUGUUAAUAUGUUUUACCAGAAUAUUAAUAAAAUUACUAGUGAC
Molecule: messenger RNA, 2957 nt
Organism: Drosophila erecta
Lineage: Eukaryota; Metazoa; Arthropoda; Insecta; Diptera; Drosophilidae
Gene: Mitf
Product: transcription factor EC
Exons: 9
Coding region: 298-2247 (649 amino acids)
Biological process (GO): regulation of transcription by RNA polymerase II
Cellular component (GO): nucleus
Molecular function (GO): RNA polymerase II cis-regulatory region sequence-specific DNA binding; protein dimerization activity; DNA-binding transcription factor activity, RNA polymerase II-specific
Source: RefSeq, a predicted model, not a curated record